GGCCAUUGGGAGAAGCCGAGGGCAGCUUAGCCGCGGCCGGUUCCCGUUCCCUCCAGGACGCGAGGGUCGCCUUGGGUGGGGAACCCGCGACCGGGCGAGGACCUAUCCCAGUGUGGGGCUUCCCGAUUUCGAAAGAAUCUCGCUGCACCCCCGCCCAGAGUUCAGACCAAGCGAAAAGUUAUUUGAGAGGCCUCGGGGGCGCGGGGUGAGGAGUCGGUGGCGGAGGCCUUGGUUGGGGCGCCGUGGAUAUUCCCGAGUCACCGCGUCCCUCUCCUGCAGCCCCCGCGUCGCUGGGAGGAGCGAGGGAGUGAGCGGGAAGGGGUCUAGCUGGCCUUUGCUCGGCCCUCCCCAGCGCCCGGCUUUGAACCCGCCCUGCACUGCUGCCUGGGCGGGUCCGGGGACUCAGCACUCGACCCAAAGGUGCAGGCGCGCGAGCACAACCCAUGGCUGCGCUGGGCUGCGCGAGGCUGAGGUGGGCGCUGCGAGGGGCCGGCCGUGGCCUCUGCCCCCACGGGGCCAGAGCCAAGGCCGCGAUCCCUGCCGCCCUCCCCUCGGACAAGGCCACCGGAGCUCCUGGAGCCGGGCCUGGUGUCCGGCGGCGGCAACGGAGCUUAGAGGAAAUUCCACGUCUAGGACAGCUGCGCUUCUUCUUUCAGCUGUUCGUUCAAGGCUAUGCCCUGCAACUGCACCAGUUACAGCUCAUUUGCUCUUGUGUAGCCAUCAGACCCUUCCUCACCUCAUCUCCUGUCCUGGGAGCACCUGCCCAGCUUGGCCCAGUUAUUCAGUUUUGAUUGAACUCCACAGGUGCUUUACAAGGCCAAGUACGGUCCAAUGUGGAUGUCCUACUUAGGGCCUCAGAUGCACGUGAACCUGGCCAGUGCCCCGCUCUUGGAGCAAGUGAUGCGGCAAGAGGGCAAGUACCCAGUACGGAACGACAUGGAGCUAUGGAAGGAGCACCGGGACCAGCACGACCUGACCUAUGGGCCGUUCACCACGGAAGGACACCACUGGUACCAGCUGCGCCAGGCUCUGAACCAGCGGUUGCUGAAGCCAGCAGAGGCAGCGCUCUAUACGGAUGCUUUCAAUGAGGUGAUUGAUGACUUUAUGACUCGACUGGACCAGCUGCGGGCAGAGAGUGCUUCGGGGAACCAGGUGUCGGACAUGGCUCAACUCUUCUACUACUUUGCCUUGGAAGCUAUUUGCUACAUCCUGUUCGAGAAACGCAUUGGCUGCCUGCAGCGAUACAUCCCCGAGGACACCGUGACCUUCGUCAGAUCCAUCGGGUUAAUGUUCCAGAACUCACUCUAUGCCACCUUCCUCCCCAAGUGGACUCGCCCCGUGCUGCCUUUCUGGAAGCGAUACCUGGAUGGUUGGAAUGCCAUCUUUUCCUUUGGGAAGAAGCUGAUUGAUGAGAAACUCAAGGACAUGGAGGCCCAACUGCAGGCAGCGGGCCCAGAUGGCAUCCAGGUGUCUGGCUACCUGCACUUCUUACUGGCCAGUGGACAGCUCAGUCCUCGGGAGGCCAUGGGCAGCCUGCCUGAGCUGCUCAUGGCUGGAGUGGACACGACAUCCAACACGCUGACAUGGGCCCUGUACCACCUCUCAAAGGACCCUGAGAUCCAGGAGGCCUUGCACGAGGAAGUGGUGGGUGUGGUGCCAGCCGGGCAAGUGCCCCAGCACAAGGACUUUGCCCACAUGCCAUUGCUCAAAGCUGUGCUUAAGGAGACUCUGCGUCUCUACCCUGUGGUCCCCACAAACUCCCGGAUCAUAGAAAAGGAAAUUGAAGUUGAUGGCUUCCUCUUCCCUAAGAACACCCAGUUUGUGUUCUGCCACUAUGUGGUGUCCCGGGACCCCACUGCCUUCUCUGAGCCUGAGAGCUUCCAGCCCCACCGCUGGCUGAGAAACAGCCAGCCUGCUACCCCCAGGAUCCAGCACCCAUUUGGCUCUGUGCCCUUUGGCUAUGGGGUACGGGCCUGCCUGGGCCGCAGGAUUGCAGAGCUGGAGAUGCAGCUACUCCUUGCAAGGCUGAUCCAGAAGUACAAGGUGGUCCUGGCCCCGGAGACGGGGGAGUUGAAGAGUGUGGCCCGCAUUGUCCUGGUUCCCAAUAAGAAAGUGGGCCUGCAGUUCCUGCAGAGACAGUGCUGAGCUGAGUCUCCGCCUUGCUGGGGCUUGUCCUAGAGGCUCCAGCUCUGGCACAGUGGUUCCUGGCUGCUGCCAUGUCUCAGAUGAGGAGGGAGAGAAGGAGGCCGCCAGACUCGAGAGGUGGGAGGAACUCCCUGCACACACCCUGAGCUUUUGCCACUUCUAUCAUUUUUGAGCAACUCCCUCUCAGCUAAAAGGCCACCCCUUUAUCGCAUUGCUGUCCUUGGGUAGAAUAUAAAAUAAAGGGACUUUUAUUUCUUAUUGGA
Pan troglodytes (chimpanzee) is the source of this 2408-nucleotide messenger RNA. It is a transcript of the gene CYP27A1, whose product is annotated as cytochrome P450 family 27 subfamily A member 1. Gene Ontology annotation, biological process: C21-steroid hormone biosynthetic process; cellular response to peptide hormone stimulus; cortisol metabolic process. The record is from RefSeq and is a predicted model, not a curated record. Lineage: Eukaryota; Metazoa; Chordata; Mammalia; Primates; Hominidae. The transcript is spliced from 9 exons. The coding region runs from base 832 to 2145 and encodes 437 amino acids. Gene Ontology annotation, cellular component: mitochondrial inner membrane. Gene Ontology annotation, molecular function: iron ion binding; monooxygenase activity; heme binding.